UGCAGGUGAUUUGGUUCAAUAUUUUGGCAGCUUUGGGGAAGAAAACUUCUGGGUUUUCUUAAAUUCUUUCUGUUGUAUUCAGAGUUCAACUUCUCAUCAGAAAAACUUUCGUGGGUAUGUGAAGAUUUUCUUAUAUAUGGUGGAAAUUGGGAUAUAAUAGGUGUCUUCUUAAGGAAAAUUGAAUUGGGUUGGUGCCAAAUCGUGAAGGUUAGAAGCUUUUGUGUGGUUUUGCGUGAUGAUGCUGUUCUAGGGUUUUGGUUAUGAGAGGUUUAGGCAUUGAUGAAAUGAGAAGGAUAUUAAACGUUUGGAAUGACAAUUCAACAACAAAUCGGUCUUAUGAGGACAAGCCGUUUCAUUGUUUUGGUUAUUCUGCUAUGUGCUUCAACAUCAAUAAGCUCAGAGGAGAGGAAAAUCACAGAGGAAGUGUUUCUCAGUCAACUUGUUGAUCCAGCAACUGGAAAGAUUGAUGGAGACAUGGCACAGCUGUUAUGGAUAAGUUGCAAGGUGGAUUUGGCCCAUUUGACGGAAGCUAUUGAACAUCUUCACUUAUGGUUAGAAGAGGAAACAUCUGGUGGCACAGAUGAAAUUAGUUCAAAAAGACUGUCAUCGGGAAAAGAAAGAUUUCAGAAGCUUAUUAGUGUCCUGCAUCCUGAGGUGAAACGAACUCUUUCAGAUUGUUUAAGAAAGCAUGGUCUCUUAUCCCGUGUUUCUGGAGAAGAGGGUGCCUCGAAGAUAUGGUAUACCAAGUAUUUUGAGUCCCUAUUUCCCAGACCUUAUGUUCCAAGAAGGAAUUUGGGCAGUGAAUUGCUUCAGAGCUCUGCUGACGGACCUUCUCCAGCCCCUGCAGCAGGAUCUCCUCAACUCAGUCCAGUACCAUCCGCUGCUCCAACACCUUCCAUUUCUCAAACUUCUAGGUCUAGGCGCCCUGCUGCACCAUUUUUUCCUUCCAAUUCCAAUAAUUCGACUGUGCAAGCUUCAGAGCCAGAUGCCAGUUUAAAUGUACAGGAAGAUAAAGGACGGAAUGAUCGUAAAAAAAUUGUCAUUGCUGUUGUUGUUACUGCAUCAGUGACUCUUGUUGUUGCAGCAGUGCUCUUUUUAUGCUUUACUAAAAUCUGUAGGACUAGGAAAAAAGAUGGACAAAAUGAUGAGAGGCCCCUCCUUAGCCUGAGUUUAACUGAUUCUAGUGGUUCUUCGUACAAGUCUUACGUUUUGGGAAAUUCAAUGAAAGAAGAGAAGCUUGACCAUCAAUCAUUGGAAUUAGGAUCCACUGGAGGAGCUUCCAAAUUUGAUACAUCCAGCAACAUCAAUGGACUGGUACCACCUCCUCCUGGAAGGCCUCCUACUGGACUGCCUACUCUAAAGCCCCCUCCUGGCAGAGCAAAUCCUCUCCCUCCUGAACCGCCUUCUUCUUUUAAGCCUCCGCCCAGCAGGAAUGGUCCUCCUCCUCCUCCGCCUCCUGUGCCACCUCCCACUUUGAAACCCUCGGGCAGUGCAGGCCCUCCCCCACCACCUCCAGCACCUCCUGGCCCUCGCCCCCCACCCCCUCCAAAGAUUGGUGUUCCUCCUCCUCGGCAACCUCAAUCGAUGCCUAUUGGUUCAAAGGUAGCUCGACCUCCUCCUCUUGCACCAAAACGUCCAUCAAAUGCUGCUUCUGGUGAGGUAGGUGGAUCUGAUGCUGAAGGUGAUGCUCCUAAAACCAAGCUGAAGCCCUUUUUUUGGGAUAAGGUUCUAGCAAACCCUGAUCAUUCAAUGGUUUGGCAUCAGAUUAAAUCAGGAUCUUUCCAGUUCGAUGAAAAUAUGAUUGAAACUCUGUUUGGGUAUAAUGCUGCUGAGAAAAACAAAAAUGAACGCAAGAAAGAAUCUACAUCCCAAGAUCCUUCACCCCAUUUCAUUCAAAUUAUUAAUCCCAAAAAGGCACAAAAUCUAUCAAUUCUUUUGCGGGCACUGAAUGUCACCGUAGAAGAAGUCUGUGAUGCAAUUCGUGAAGGAAAUGAGCUUCCCUCAGAAUUCCUACAAACUUUGCUGAAGAUGGCACCAACACAAGAAGAAGAACUAAAGCUUAGACUGUUCAAUGGUCAACUUUCUCAACUUGGGCCUGCUGAGCGGUUCCUAAAAGCCUUGAUUGUGAUUCCAUUUGCUUUUAAGCGAUUGGAAGCAUUACUUUUUAUGUGCACUCUUCAGGAGGAGGUCACCACCCUUAAAGAGUCCUUCGCAACCUUAGAGGUUGCUUGUAAGGAACUAAGAAGCAGCCGGCUUUUCCUCAAGCUUUUAGAAGCUGUUCUUAAAACUGGCAAUCGCAUGAAUGAUGGAACAUUUCGUGGUGGUGCACAAGCAUUCAAACUUGACACGCUCUUGAAAUUAUCAGAUGUAAAAGGAAUAGAUGGCAAGACAACCCUUUUGCACUUUGUUGUUCAGGAAAUAAUCCGCUCUGAAGGUGUCAGAGCUGCUCGUGCAGCAAAAGAGAGCAGGAGUUUCUCUAGCAUCAAAUCAGAUGAUCUCCUUGAGGAAACUUCCCAGGAAACCGAAGAGCACUAUCGCAGUCUUGGUCUUCAGAAAGUUUCAGGUUUAAGCAAUGAGCUUGAGAAUGUCAAAAAAGCGUCUGUUUUGGAUGCUGAAAACUUAACAGGAACUGUUACUAAACUUGGUCAUGCACUUGUAAAAACCAGAGACUUCCUGAACUCAGAAAUGAAAAAUUCAGGGGAAGAUAGUGAGUUCCAUGAAACACUGAAGAGUUUUGUGCAGAAUGCUGAGGUUGAUAUCACAGGUCUCCUCGAGGAAGAAAAGAGAAUCAUGGCUCUGGUGAAGAGCACUGGUGACUAUUUCCAUGGGAACGCAGGGAAGGAUGAGGGUUUAAGAUUGUUUGUUAUUGUUCGGGAUUUUUUACUAAUCAUAGAUAAGGCAUGCAGAGAGGUAAGAUUGGCACCAAAAAAGUCAACAUAUGUUCAAAAAAAGGAAGCACCUUCCUCUGAUCCUCCUCGUCAGCCUCCUACAACACCAUCUGCCUCCAAUCUUCGCCAGCCUCCUUCUCCUGAUCUCCAUAAGCGGCUUUUCCCUGCAAUCCAAGAUCGACGAAUGGAUAAUUCUAGCUCAGAUGAUGAAAGUUAAUAGAUUCCAUUUCGAGAAGGUGGUCGUCACAGAAUCUCAACAACAAAAUGCCUGUUCGGUUCUUCUCUAGAUGUCAUCUGUGGCCAAUGAUUUCACAGAAGGAUUAGUGAAAAAGGAGUUGGAGUUGGCCUAUGCCCUCUCUUCAAGGUGGAAUUUCACUAGAUAAAACCUACAGUCAAUUUUGAAGGUCCCUCUGAUGAUGUUUCACCCCCAUUCAUGGCUGGCUGUGUGCGUCAAUGUCUCCUCGCUAGGGUUUAGGGUUGUACAACGCCAAUACCAUACAGAAUUGUGCCUGCUCGUCCUAUUCAAAAGGCGAACAUUUCCUUGAGUGGUGGAGUGCCUUCAUUGUUAUUUGGUGUCCUGUUGAGAAUGAAAUUAUUAGAAAACAAUGUUAUUACCUUAAAAAACCACAACAUGCGCAGGAGCUAUUUAGAUAUAGUGAUUCUUUUUUUCUUUCCACCUAUUAUUCUUUGUUAUAUUUUUGUUCAUAAUUUUGACCUUUUUGGAGAAAAGAGGUGUAGCAAGGUAGUUUGAGAUCUAUAAAAUUGUUCAUCUUAUUGCCAGGAAUGAAA
Prunus avium (sweet cherry) is the source of this 3677-nucleotide messenger RNA. RefSeq names its product formin homology5 (gene FH5). The record is from RefSeq and is a predicted model, not a curated record. Gene Ontology annotation, molecular function: actin filament binding. Lineage: Eukaryota; Viridiplantae; Streptophyta; Magnoliopsida; Rosales; Rosaceae. Gene Ontology annotation, biological process: actin nucleation; actin cytoskeleton organization.